Botrytis sinoallii is the source of this 1191-nucleotide messenger RNA. RefSeq lists its product as uncharacterized. The record is from RefSeq and is a predicted model, not a curated record. The transcript has 2 exons. The coding region runs from base 1 to 1191 and encodes 396 amino acids. Lineage: Eukaryota; Fungi; Ascomycota; Leotiomycetes; Helotiales; Sclerotiniaceae.
AUGAACAAUCAACGAAAUUUUGAACGCAGAAGAGAUUCACGUUCCAGAUCCCCUGGCAGAAAUCAACAGGUUUCCUGCCGCUCCCGAUCACCACUCAGAAAUCAUCGUGGAGCCAUGACUAGAAGCUCGCGCCCAAAGACCGAAUCCCGCCUCCUGAACCUACCAAAAGAGUUACGGGAUAUGAUUGUCGAACAUCUUUUUGACUCAACUCGUCUCACAUUCGGACACAGACAAAUCAGUUCUGAAUACCGCAAGGUUUUGCCAGCACGCAACGCACUCGCUAUCCUCCGCGUUUGCAAACAACUGUACCAAGAAACUAGCAACAUUUGGAUCAGUCGGGUCCUCUUCGACUUUGAGGAUACUUUCCCACUUUUGGACAAGUUCUCCCUUCUACCAUUCUCUACCAUCAGCCAAUCCGGUGAUGAGCCUGAAGCCCCUGAGACCGUCGAGGGCGAAGAACAAUUGUACGGACUACAGGUCUUGCAAGGACUGCAACUUGACAGACUCACAGUUGUACCAGGUUGGGGCGACUCAUACACCGGUUGUGCAGACAUCACUCGAUUUAUAACCACAAGUUUCCCUUGCAAGGAACUCUGCUACCACACUCCUACAUCAUGUUUCCAUGAGAGCAAUGAAUCGACUUCGGUGGACGCAACAGAUCUCGUCACUCGUCGCAUCAACACUAUGGCUGAUCAAAUCCUAGACAGAGGCCAAUUCGGAACAUCACUUACCAUCCAAAUUCUUCAGUCAUCCGAGCCCAGCAGCCAGCGUACCGGCGCCGUCUUCAAAGAUUCUGCAAUUCAAGUUUUAGAAGAAUCCUCGAUUUCAAAAGAUACCAAUCCGGCUAAGAUGAUUGCAUGUGGCAAGGCUUUGGAUCCAAACGCUGAGACACUGGUCAUCUUCAAGCCCGUCGCGACAUCUUUCACUAUUCCAGAUGAAGCCCUUCAAGGACUCUUCAAGACCGUUGACGAAGUUCAAGUUAGGAAGACCUGGAGAGAUGACUAUAGGGAUCAUUAUGUUCAGGAGGCUGAAGAAAACAAACCUGAUAUGGGAAAUAUCACCAUUGGCGAACUCUAUCCAUGGCCUUUUGAAAUGCGAAAGACUCAUACCAUCAUUGAUAGAUAUGAUACACACAACAAAUUUCGGAGAAAACUUUUUCUUCGAAAUACAACUCUUUCGCGAUCGAUCUAG